This is a messenger RNA of Cladophialophora psammophila CBS 110553, 528 nucleotides long. RefSeq lists its product as uncharacterized. NCBI's taxonomy places the organism in Eukaryota, Fungi, Ascomycota, Eurotiomycetes, Chaetothyriales, Herpotrichiellaceae. Gene Ontology annotation, molecular function: FMN binding. The coding region runs from base 1 to 528 and encodes 175 amino acids. The transcript has a single exon. The record is from RefSeq and is a predicted model, not a curated record.
AUGCCUGUCUUGAUCACCUACGCAACGUGUCGCGGCUCGACGCGAGAGGUCGCCGAGCGUAUCGCCUCACGCCUCCACGCUGACGGCUUUGCCGUCGACUGUAGGUCCGUCGACCAUGUGUACAGCGUCGAGAACUACAGCGCCGUGAUCCUGGGCAGUGCCGUGCACGGCCAAAAGUGGCUGCUGGACGCACAGAAGUUCCUCGACAUCGAAGCCAUGGGCCUCCAGAUGAAGCCCACCUGGACCUUCAGCGUCGGCAUGGCCCCCGCCGUGACCGGCUCGAAAUGGAUCCGAGACCGAGCCGUGCGCCAUGAGUCUCGCCACAUCGAGGAGAUCAUCAUGAGGAAGCUGCCCACGGUCCGGGAUCACCAUUUGUUCGCGGGCAAGGACGACGGCUUAGACACACCCGCGCCCAUCCGCUGUCUCUGGAGUUGCGUCGGUGGACGCUGGGGCGAUUAUCGCAACUGGGACGAGAUUGACGACUGGGCGGAUGUCAUCGCGAAGGAGUUGAAAUCGGAGGGUGUAUAA